CCCAGUUCAUUAGAGCCGUAUUCGGAGGUCUGGAGCAAGAGAGGGGGUACUACAUCUUGUGGUGACAGCAGACCGUGGUGAACAGACCCCCAGAAGAUUCACAGGGUCUCGGGGAAAGGGGCCAAAAGGCAGCGGAGAGUCUGAGCUGAGCAACCGGAGGGAAGGUCCUUGAAGAUGGCGCCUGCGAUUUUGGUUUUUGCCUGGUUACUGUCCACCAUGAGGAUGGUCAGCUUGGCAGAUGCUCAGGAGCCUGAGGAGGAGAGUGAACUCAUGGCACACGUCACCCCACCGGAACUUAAUGAAACUGUCAUCUGCACCAAUGAUCAAAUGGAAGUUGUUAUUCCCAGUGCUUUUUUCCUCAACAAAGCGCCUCCUGUCCACGUGUGGGAUUUACAUUUAAAUGACCCAGAGUGCCGAGGCGUCGAGGUCGGAGAUGACUAUGUUUUCAGCAUAAAGACAAAUCUGUCCGACUGUGGAACCAUCAUGGCCUCGGAUGAUUCACACAUCAUGUUCAUCAACACUAUACACAACAACCAUUCCGACGUUAUAACCAGAAACUACAUUAACAUAACAUUUGUGUGCCGCUACCCCAUCAAUUACAUGGUUCAACAACCCAACAGUGAAAACAUGAUCAGAGUGGACGUCAGAACCAUUACUUUAAAUACGGAGGAUGGAAACUUUUCCGUGUCCAUGUUACUGUACAAAGAUGAAGCCUUUGAGGACCGAUGGACCACGGUGCCGGCGCUGACGCUGGACGACAACAUAUUUGUGAAGGUUUUCAUGAUCCCGGCUCACCUGAUGCUGCGUAUGGAACGAUGCUGGGCUACGCCAACCAGUGAUCCAUACAGCAACAUACAGUACACCUUCCUCCGAGACAGCUGUCCAGUGUUGUCCAAUGAGCAGACCCUGAGUGUCAUGAGGAACGGCCAAGGUCCAGAAGCCUCGUUCAGGAUACAAAUGUUCAAGUUUGUGGGCGGCUCCUACACCAACGUCUUCCUCCACUGCAACGUCCAGAUCUGCCACAACGCCCCGGGCCUGUGCCAGCCUAACUGUUCUAGUGAUGACGGUUUGAUGAGAACACGGAGGGACGUCCCUCUGUCUCACACAGUGUCUUAUGGGCCAAUCAGACGACUGCUAAGUGAUGGUGAAAAACCCAGUCCAACUGCUGGCAGAGCCCCCCCAGUGGAGACGUUUGUCCUCGCAGGGCUACUGGUGGUCCUGCUGCUGAUCACAGGCGUGUUUGGGAGGCUGUGGCUCCGCUCCAGACGCUUCUACCCAGCCCAGGAGGCCCAGCUCACCCUGUCCAACAUCCACCACAUCUCAGAGGUGGCCUCAUGAAUCGGGGCCUGAAAAGACAUAUGGACAGAGUAACACAUGCAAAUGUACACGUUUAUGAUAAUACGGAUUAUCCAUAUAUUUUUCUUUAUAAAUUGAAUUUGUAGGAAAUCAGUUUAAUAAAACUCUCCUUCAUAUGU
Molecule: messenger RNA, 1475 nt
Organism: Betta splendens (Siamese fighting fish)
Lineage: Eukaryota; Metazoa; Chordata; Actinopteri; Anabantiformes; Osphronemidae
Product: pancreatic secretory granule membrane major glycoprotein GP2
Exons: 9
Coding region: 175-1338 (387 amino acids)
Biological process (GO): neutrophil migration
Cellular component (GO): apical plasma membrane; cell surface
Source: RefSeq, a predicted model, not a curated record